Molecule: messenger RNA, 6473 nt
Organism: Oryzias latipes (Japanese medaka)
Lineage: Eukaryota; Metazoa; Chordata; Actinopteri; Beloniformes; Adrianichthyidae
Product: SLIT-ROBO Rho GTPase-activating protein 1
Biological process (GO): signal transduction
Molecular function (GO): protein binding
Source: RefSeq, a predicted model, not a curated record
ACACACUGACUGUCCAAUCAGGGAUUUGAACCUUCAACCAACCCACUAAAAAUCCCACCGGCCCCCCUUUAAAGAUGCUCUGACUCACUGCGCGUCAAUCACGCGCCAGCUACGCCUCGCGCGCGGACACACCCAUCGGUCCAUAUUCGGUACCAGGUGCACGCGCGGAAAGCUGCUGCGCCGUCCACGCGCAGUGCGUGAAAAGGUGAAGGCGGGGUGAAGCCAAUAUCAGACAUUUAACCAAAAGCGCGCGCACGUGCGAUGCUGCAUGUUGGGUCCGGUCGCGCGAGUGUCUACCUAGUGGGCGUGUCCGGUUCUCCUCAUCUGCGCACGCGGGUGCAUCCAGCCAAGCUGACGGAGACAAUUUUUUUUUCUCAUGGUGAAGGUCCACGCGGCUACUCCCGUGGAAGCGCGCGAUUUCUUCCCCCUCCUCCUCGCGGGGUCACAGCUGUGCGGCACUGGAUGGAUCUGACGAGCACGUGCGCGGGUGAAGAGUCGGGCGGCGCACGCGGAGGGAAAUAAAAUACUUUUUUUUUAAAUACAUUUUUCGGUUUUUUUUUCCACCGGAACCAGCCCCCCUCCCUCCUCCUCCACGCGACAUGUCAAACUUAAAUAAGAGCAAGAAGGACAAAGAAAUUCUCGCGGAAUACGAGAGUCAAGUCAAAGAUGUGCGGACGCAGCUGGUGGAGCAGCAGCGCUGUCUGGAGCAGCAGACGGAGAUGCGAGUCCAGCUGCUUCAGGACCUGCAGGACUUCUUCAGGAAGAAAGCCGAGAUUGAAACGGAAUAUUCCAGAAACCUGGAGAAGCUGGCAGAGCGGUUCAUGGCCAAAACUCGCAGCACCAAGGACCAUCAGCAAUACAAAAAGGACCAGAACCUGCUCUCUCCAGUCAACUGUUGGUACUUGUUGCUAAACCAGGUGAGGAGGGAGAGUAAGGACCAUGCCACCCUCAGCGACCUCUACCUGAACAACGUCAUCACUCGCCUCACACACAUAAGUGAAGACUCCGCCCGGCUGCUGAAGAGGAGUAAAGAAAUCAUCUUUCAGCUUCAGGAGGACCUUGUGAAGCUGUUAAACGAACUUUACACGGUGAUGAAGACCUACCACAUGUACCAUGCUGAGAUGAUCAACGCGGAGGCCAAGCUGCGGGAGGCGGAGCGUCAAGAGGGACGCGUGAAGGGCGUGUCAGGCACGGGCGGAGGCGGAGAGCCCGUGUUCGGCCUGCGAAUAGAGGAGCGCCACCAGAGGCGUAACGCUGCUCGCAAGAUGGAGAAGAUGAGAGAGAAGAGAAAAGCAAAGUACUCAGAGAACAAACUGAAGACUCUAAAGGCCAGAAAUGAGUAUCUGCUGACCUUGGAAGCCACUAAUGCUUCAGUAUUCAAAUACUACAUCCACGAUCUGCCUGACAUUAUUGACUGCUGUGACUUAGGGUACCACUCCAGUCUAAGCAGGGCUCUGAGGACCUACCUAUCAGCCGAACUGAGCCUUGAAGCCUCCAGGAGGGCGGGUCUGGAGGUGCUGGAGGGGGCCGUGGAGAAUCUGGACCCAGCCCGGGACAGGCAGCGUCUGUUGGGGCUGUACCCCACCACAUUCUGCCCGGCCCAGCGCUUCAGCUUCCAGGCCCACAUGGGCGACACGGUGACCCAGAUUGCUUCCCAGCCUCAGGUCCAGGCUGAGCUCACCCUCCGCCUCACUCAGCUCCAGACCCGCCUGGCAUCCCUGAAGAUCGAAAACGAGGAGGUGAAGAAGACCUGGGGAGCGACCCUCGCCACCCUCCAGGACAUGACAGUACUGGAUGACUGCGACGUCUCUCAAAGCUUCACCCACAGCCCGUCCUCCGAGUCCGUUAAGUCCAGCGUGUCGGACGGCUACUUGAACAAACCGAGUCUGGCCAAGAGACGGGCCAACCAGCAGGAGACGGAGCUCUUCUACUUCAAUAAGUUUCGCGAGUAUCUGGAGGGAAGUAAUCUCAUCUCCAAACUCCAGGCCAAACACGACACCUUAAAGAAGGCCUUAGCGGAGGGUUAUAAAUCUGAACUGCUAACUACAAGUCGUGGGCGGAAGAACUCCCAUAGCAAGCACCAGGACUCAACCAAAGCCAUACCGCUUCUUGUGGAGAGCUGCAUUCGAUACAUCAACUUACAUGGUCUUCAGCAUCAGGGAAUUUUCCGGGUGUCAGGGUCACAGGUCGAGGUUAACGACAUUAAGAACUCAUUCGAACGAGGUAAUGACCCGCUGAUUGAUGAGGAGAGCAACCAUGAUAUCAACUCAGUGGCUGGGGUGUUGAAGCUCUACUUCAGGGGUUUGGAGAACCCUCUGUUUCCCAAGGAGAGAUUUAAUGACCUCAUGUCCUGCAUCAGAAUAGAGAACCUGUACGAACGCGCACAGUGCAUCCGAAAAAUCCUUCUGGGCGUCCCUAGAGCAACACUGGUGGUGAUGCGAUACCUGUUCGCCUUCCUCAACCAUCUGUCCCAAUACAGUGAUGAGAACAUGAUGGAUGCCGGAAACCUGGCCAUAGUUUUUGGCCCCACCCUCCUGCCGACACCGGACACCCUGGACCAGGUGGCCUGUCAGGCGCACGUUAACGAGGUCAUCAAAACGGUCAUCCUGCACCAUGACAACAUCUUCCCGCAGACCAAGGAGCUACCAGGCCCUGUUUAUGAGAAAUGUAUGACCGGAGACCAGUACUGCGAGAGUCCGUUCAGCGAGCCAGGAGCUCUGGAGGAGGCCGAACCUGAUGCCGGCACCGAGACCCAGACCAGUGAUGAGGAGGGCGAGGCAGUGGAGGCGGUGGCCCGCUUUGACUAUGUGGGCCGCUCGGGCCGGGAGCUCUCCUUUAAGAAAGGAGCGUCCCUGCAGCUCUUCCAGCGCGCGUCACAUGACUGGUGGGAGGGCCGACACAACGGCAGCCGUGGCCUGGUGCCUCAUCAGUACAUCGUGGUGAAGGACAGGCGAGUGCACAGCCCCAGAUGGACCGACUCCAUGUCCGACACGCUCAGUCAGAAGGCUGACAGUGAUGGGGGGAGCAGCAGCACUGAAGACAAGAGGUCCAGGAGCGAGCUGAGCUCCCCCACCGACAUCAGACCGCCAGACAACUACAACAGUCAUAGGAGGAAGCGAACCGACGGUCUGUUCCGCCGCCCUCUCUGCCGCUCCAACGACAACGGCGGGGUGAUGGAGCGGAGUUCUCCCCCGGUGACAGGUCACUUCAGCCCCAGAGAGCUGCUGCUGGGAAGGAGUCAGGGCAUGACCCCGCCCCUCGACAGCCCAGAGCGCCGGCGCCGCUCUGCCGCAGUGACCAUGACGGUGAGCCGACACGAUUCGUUCAGGAAGCCGGAAGACACGCCCAUUCGGCGCUCCUGCAGCGGGCAGCAUGGCUUCAGCGACUCUCUUAGAUCAAGAGCGAUGGACCCCGAUGCCCUGGCUCAGGACAUCGAGGAGACGGUGACGGUGGCUCUUGGUGAGCUGAGGCAGCUGGAGCGGCAGGGGUGUCGGCCCGCCCCAGAUGUGGUUCUGGAUACUCUGGAGCAGGUGAAGAACGGUCCAGUGACCACCUGCUCCUCCGAGUCUCCCAGUCCCCACAGUACUCCCAGCACCCCCGGCACGCCUGGAACCCCUGGCACCCCAGGAACUCCUGGUACCCCUGGGACUCCCGGCACCCCGAGCCCUCUCAGUCCUAUGAGUCCUAUUAGUCCACUUCCCGGACCCCCACCUGGACCUCCCAGACCGGCCAACCCAUCGCCUGAUGCCUUGGGAUCCUUCAAACCUGUGGCAGCUUCCCGCAUUGGGACUCCGCUGCGCCCCCCUGCACUGAGGCCCAAACCUAUUGUACCACCUAAGAGCAGCACCCCACCUCUGCCCCCGCCUGUAGACAAAUCCUGCACCAUGUGAGUCAAACCCGGCCAGCAAAAGGGCCAAAUCAGGCCUACCCGGGCCAAAAAUGGGCCAGAAGAGGAGAUCAGGGUACUGGUUCUAAUCAACAUGAGGGUAGAAACGGUAGGAAAGACGAAAAGGCUUUUAAUGUAGUAAUAAAAUUUAAUCUAUGACAUGAUAUGAUAUGCCAUGGUAUAUGUGUCGUUAGGUUGGUGUGUACUUGGUGUGUAGGAGUUUACUUUCUCCAUGUAUUAAAGCAUUAUCCAAGGAUAGCUAAAAGAACCGCUGUUAAACAAAACAGGGGGCGGAGCUUCCUGUCCUCUAGGAGAGAGCCGCCAGCUCCAGUAAAUGUAGAUUCAGUGACAUGAAUGUUGGAUAUACUGUCAUGAAGAUAGACUUGCUCUAGCUAAAGGACCUAUCACCGAUUGGCUGCCGUCUCCACCGAGAGUGGGUCGCUAAACGCAACGGCUCCGGCGGUCCGACGACAUUUUUGUGGCUUACAAUGACUUUUCUGUUCUUUUUUCACUCGGUUCCGCUGCUAAGCUCACUCAGUCCUCAAACGCCUCUUGAGGUCGUCAGUGACAGAAAACUCAUUUGACCAACGUCCAGGUUUUUAAUGAAUGUUUCCAGCUUUUAACGACUGUUCAGCCAUCUUACUGAAUGUUCGUGAGCAGACUGCUCACUGUUUAACAGCCUUUUUCUGUGUUUUUCGAGGGUGGGGGUGUCCAGAAUAAAGCUUCAAACUGGAGGGGAAAGCUUUUUCUGGGACAGAGGGGAUGUAUGAUUUAGUUGUCGUUUGUGCGAGUGGGUAACGAGUGUGUGCGGAUCCUGCCUGCCUACCCUUUGUUCUGUUCCGUUGUAAGUGCAGAACCACUAAAAUAGUGAUAGACCAUAGAUAAUUCAUGCCUGCCUUGAGUGCCAGAACACGCGAGUGCAAGUUGGGACGAUGGCACAAGUGCAAGAAGCAUGACACUUUUAUGUGUGCCAAAAUAAAGGUUUACCUGCUUGUUACACUAGUUAACCUUAAAUCACAAUAAGCUAACAGGGUGGGGCUUUGUGUGAAUACGCCCCAAAAAAAAGAAGAAAAAAAAAAGACUUGAACAGCACACUGAAUGUGGCCCCCCACCGGGCUGUGAGUGUGAUGAAGAAAACUGCACAUGAUGUGCUGAGCUGGGCCAUGGGUGAGCAUCUGUGUGUUCAUGUCUUUAUAUAGUUGUGAGGACCAAAACGCAGCGAUUCGGUUUUUGGGGAUGACCUUUUUCUACCUUCCUUGAAGGCCCAAGGUGUUUUUCAGUCGCAGUCCCAUUCACCCAUGCACACACACAUUCACACACUUACACCGGCGCCAAACUAUAGCCACCAGGAGCAAUGUGGGGUUCAGCAUCUUGGCCGAGAACACUUUGGAACAUGGUGGGAACCGCAUACGUAAACUUCCAAUCUGAGGUUGACCGCUCCACCUCUGACCCAAGACUACCCCUACCUCUGUAUAAUAUGGCUUGUGUAUUACAGAGCAGUCGUGCUUGGUUUUUUUGCUGUAGCUGGAGCUAACAUAGCAUGCUAAUUUGGCUAACAUUUCUUGUUAAUGCUAAUGUCUUUAGCUAUGUUUUACCAGCAAUUAUUGGACAUUGACACCAAGUUAUCUCAAAUGACAAUAUUUAAAUUCAACAAUGAAAUGUGAAAUAUAUGAAAGGAAAACAUUCAAAAUAAAAGUCAGUUAGAAGUUGUUUCUCCUAAUCUGGAGCUAAGAAAGCAUACUAGCGCUAGUAUAAGACACAAUCAGCAGUUUGUUGAUUAGGGUUACCACACCUUAUAUGGACACAAUGAUAACACUGCUAUUAAUGUGCCAAAUUAAAACAAAAAAAUGACAAUUUCAUUGUAUUUCACUGAAACCUGUGAUUUGUUACACCUAAAAAAGGAUAAAGAUGAGUGGAACUUAAUGUGGUAUUUGAAAACACAACUAUAUAAAGACAUGAGUGUGUGCAUUUUUAUAUCAUAAUGGGGACCAGGAACUGAGUAGUAGUGAGCUGAAGUCCUCGAGCUCAUUAAUCCUUUAAGGGUUUAGACUUAAAUGAACUGUAAAAAGUGUGGGUUGUUUUUACUUUCAGCUAUGAUCAUUUAUAUAAAAGUUAAGGUAUUAAGGAUGCCUUCUAAAAAAAGUGUGUCCCCAUAGAGAUAUAGAAACCAGCGUGUGUGUGUGUGAACGAAUGUGAAAGUGCCUUUUUUUUUUAAAUCUGUCUUUUUUGGGAGUCGUGAAUCCACAUCCGCAUGUCCUGAACGAAGAGCAGCAGCACUCCGAAUGAAAUAAUCAUGAAGUGUUUAGUAGAUUACUGAAUUAUGAAUCUUAGCAUUAACCCAUUGUGACAUUGCACUUUGAUGUAUAGGAUUGUGUACUUGGCAUGUAGCAUCAUCACAUGUUGGUGCAUCUUAAACGACGGGAGGUUUGUGUUUGAUGAUAACGGAAAACAGUUCUUGUCUGUUAGUGUUGCUGUAUUUGAACACCAGGCUUCAGGAAGCUGAGCUCAUAUAGCCAAAUGGAUUGUAUCAAUGUGUUGUAUUUAUAAUAUAAAUAAACCCAAUAAAUUAGCAUUCAAGUCAUUGAAA